AUGUCAAUACAUCAUAACAGGUGUCAGCACGGUUUCAUAUUUUAAAAUUCUAACAAGUUUACUAUCUAUAUACCACAGCUUUCAUGAACUGGAAGGUAAAGUUGAGUUGCGCAGGAACCUUGCGCAGUCAGUUAAGCAGAGUCCACUGGCGAAAGUAGUGGGGCUGCCCAGGAGAAAGAUGGCCGCCACCAGCGAGGAACCGAGUGUUAUGGAGCCUUCUCAGACGAAUUCUGGGCAAAGUCAGCCCGUCGAUCCGCUAAAGAUGCUUUAUCCGAUGGUAAACGAAGAGGAAACGCCGCUGCCACGCUCAUGGAGUCCCAAGGACAAGUACAAUUACAUCGGCCUCUCCCAAAACAAUCUUCGUGUUCACUACAAAGGUUAUGGAAAAACUCACAAGGAUGCUGCAAGUGUCCGUACAACACAUUGCAUACCAGCAGCUUGUGGUCUCUAUUAUUUUGAAGUGAAGAUCGUUAGUAAAGGCAGAGAUGGUUACAUGGGAAUUGGCCUGUCUGCCCAUGGAGUAAAUGUGAACAGGUUGCCAGGCUGGGACAAACACUCCUAUGGGUAUCACGGAGAUGAUGGGCAUAGUUUCUGUUCUUCUGGAACAGGACAACCUUAUGGACCCACAUUCACCACAGGAGAUGUAAUUGGAUGUGGUGUAAAUCUUGUCGACAACACUGCCUUCUAUACGAAAAAUGGACAUCAUCUUGGUAUUGCCUUCACUGAUCUUCCGCCAAAUUUAUAUCCAACUGUGGGUCUUCAAACGCCAGGGGAAGUAGUCGAUGCAAACUUUGGACAAGAACCAUUUGUUUUUGAUAUCGACGACAUGCUUAACGAACUUCGUGUUAAAACAAGAUUGCAAAUUAUAAACUAUCCCACGCCAGAUCAUGGUCAGGGUCAGUGGCAAGCAGUCCUUCACAAAAUGGUGUCGACAUAUUUGGUCCAUCACGGAUACUGUGCCACUGCCGAAGCAUUUGCCAAUAGUACUGGUCAAGGAUUUGAAGAAGAUCUUAAUUCCAUUAAAAAUAGACAAAAAAUUCUAAAGUUGGUACUGGCGGGUAGAAUGGGAGAAGCAAUAGAGUUAACCAGUCGACUGUAUCCAGGUCUUCUGGAACGGGAUCCUAAUCUUCUCUUCGCACUCAAAUGUCGGCAGUUCGUUGAAAUGGUGAACGGUAGUGACUCCGAAAUCACCCAAAAUUCCAAUGUCAAUCAAACUAGUGUUAUACAAUCUACGAAGGCUUACACCAAAUCUUCAGCAAAUGGCAACGUCGAGGAGAUGAACAUGAACAAUGCCAUGAAUGGUUCCACCGAACAACAGCUGGUUAAUGGACAAAUUGAAAACGAUGUAGAUAUGGAAGAGAAUGUUAUAAAUGGUAUGAAAAGUAAUACCGAAAACGGUUAUCAAAACGGUGAUUUGAAUACAAACGGGUAUAAGUGUCAGAACGGGGAAGACGUCGACAUGGAAACCAACAGUGUCAAUCAAAUUCAGCAACAACAGAACGGUAAUUGCAAUAUGGAGAACACAUCGAAUAAGAAUAACAAGAAACAGCUUUGCGGCGGGGAUAAACAGGCAAUCGAGAAGAUGUUGGAAUUCGGGAGGCAGUUAUAUUCUCAGUCGAUACAUCUGCGACAACAACAAGGAAAAAACGAAAGCAAUAAAAAGAUGCUUCAAGAUGCGUUCAGUCUUCUAGCAUAUGCAAAUCCGUGGAAUUCACCGGUAGGUUGGCAACUCGAUCCUCAACAAAGGGAGACCGUUUGUGCGAGACUUAAUUCUGCCAUACUCGAAUCGAGUAAUUUGCCACGACGGCCACCGUUGGAAGUGGCCGCGUCUCAUGCAAGAGAAUUGGUACGGUUAAUGUCUCACGCUGGUCUUGGAGCAUGCGGCUUCGCGGUCGUAGAUAAUAUCAUUCAAUAUUGA
Heterotrigona itama is the source of this 1918-nucleotide messenger RNA. Lineage: Eukaryota; Metazoa; Arthropoda; Insecta; Hymenoptera; Apidae. The record is from the annotation of a GenBank genome assembly.